GUCCCGAGCGGAAGCGCCUUGAGCGGAAGCGGAAGUGAACGAGGCGGCUGUGGCGGUUGCGGUGGCUGAGGCGGCUGGGCCUAGGGCGCAGCGGGCGCGUUGCGGCUGGUGUUGGCGCAUCUCUAGAUGUUGCCAGCACCUGCCCGGCUGUCAAGGAGUGGUUUGUAUAUCCUGGGAACCCACUGAGGCACCCGGACCUCGUCAGGCCACUGCAGAUGACUGUUCCAGGGGGAACGCCUAGUUUGAAAAUAUUAUGGCUGAAUCAAGAGCCAGAAAUGCAGGUUCGGCGCUUGGACACACUCCUCGCCUGUUUCAACCUUUCCUCCUCAAGAGAAGAACUGCAGGCUGUCGAAAGCCCGUUUCAAGCUUUGUGCUGCCUCUUGAUCUACCUCUUUGUGCAGGUGGACACUCUUUGCCUGGAGGAUUUGCAUGCGUUUAUUGCGCAGGCCUUGUGCCUCCAAGGAAAAUCCACCUCGCAGCUUGUAAAUCUACAGCCUGAUUACAUCAACCCCAGAGCCGUGCAGCUGGGCUCCCUUCUCGUCCGCGGCCUCACCACUCUGGUUUUAGUCAACAGCGCGUGUGGCUUCCCCUGGAAGAUGAGUGAUUUCAUGCCCUGGAAUAUAUUUGAUGGGAAGCUUUUUCAUCAGAAGUACUUGCAGUCUGAAAAGGGUUAUGCUCUGGAGGUGCUUUUAGAACAAAAUAGAUCUCGGCUCACCAAAUUCCACAACCUGAAGGCAGUGGUUUGCAAGGCCUGCAUGAAGGAGAACAGACGCAUCACCGGCCGAGCCCAAUGGGGCUCACACCAUGCAGGGAGGUGGGGAAGACAGGGCUCCGGCUACCACAGGACGGGCUCUGGGUAUAGCCGUUCCAGUCAGGGGCAGCCGUGGAGAGACCAGGGACCAGGAAGCAGACAGUAUGAGCAUGACCAGUGGAGAAGGUACUAGCCGUCCUCCAGAAAGAGCAUGGAGAGAAAAAGAGGCACACCUGGACGCAGAGCCCUGCCAGCGCCCUCCUCUGCUGUCGCAGCUGCAAGGAGACCAUGCCUGUGGGAGCCGGGCCUCGCUUGCAUGAAGAAGGAAAGAUGCUUUUUCAGUGGUGCCUCCGCCCAUCAUGCAGAAGAGCUUUUGUUGGCUUCUCUCCCGAGCUUGUGCCUGAUUCUGUGGCCCAAAACAAUCAUUGUUAAUAUCUUCGUGUAUUUCAUUCUGAUCUUUCAUUCAUAUAUAUGAUGCCUAGCUAAUUUCAUUUUAAAAUAAAUGGGGAUCUGUUGUAUUCUAAUUUUUUAUUAACAACACUAGAUUAUGAGGGAUUGUCUCCUGUUAUUAGAAAGUCAGAAAACACUAUACAGUAGUCCUCCCUUAUCUGUGGGAGAGACACCCCAAGACCCUCAGUGGAUGCCUGAGACUGUGGAUAGUAUGUGUGGAACCCUACAUAUAUGUAUACACGUGGCUUUUUCCUCUACGUACAUACUGUGGCAAAGCUUAACAAGGAACAGUAAGAGAUUAACAGCAGUCAAUAACUAAUAAAAGUUACGUGAAUGUGAUCUCUCUCAAAAUAUCAUACUGUAAUCACCCUUCUUGCUAUCUGAAAACCAAGACCACCACUAAGUGACUCAUGGUCGGAGAAGCUGGAUGCGGGGCUGAUUCAUGUCCCGGGCAUGACAGAGCAGGAGGUACGAAGUUUCAUCACACUACUCACAAUGGCGAGCAAGUUAAAAUGGAUUUCCCAUUGAAUGUUUUCAGACAUGAGUGGACCAUGAGGAACCAAAACCCCAGAAAGUGAAGCUGGGCAUAUUUCAGAAAUUCUUUUCUAAUCAGAAAUUCUAAUCAAACAUAAGUUUCCAACUAUGUGUGCUCUUGGUCCUGAGAAGUGUUUGAACAGAAAAGUAACAACUAACUUCCCACCUUUCUGGUGGAAGAGUUAAUUCUGCCUGGAGGGUUCUGCCUGGGAGGCAUGACAGCAUGUGUGUGACUCCUGUGUCUGUUUCUGUGGAGUCAUCCCUUUCAUUUCAUUUUGCCAGGGCCUGGCUCAGGAUUUUCAGUGGCAGUGCCUGUGAGGACAGGCCUGGCCCUCCAUGCAGUCACACAGGAAAUCCACAGAGAACAUGCUGAGAGCAGCCGGCGGCUGUGCUGCCAGCAGGCCUGGUUUAUGAUGCCGCAAGUGAAUGGCACGUUUGUUCCUCUUUAUCUCUAAGCAUUGGAGGCUUUUGUUUUUUUAAAAAAAUUAAGUUCAGAGUAAUCCUUUUCAUGGAAGAAUCUUCAGGUCAUCCAAGAAUUGAAAUUUUAAGCCCCAGAUUGUACGGAGCUGUACCUGUGGCGAAAGGAAUGACCAGGGUGUUGAUGAUAGGAAAGAUUCAGAUGAGGAGUUAGAAAGCCAGCCCUCUGUGGGAGGCCGUCUUCCAGAAACCUCGAACUCAUGUCUCUCUCCACCUGAGAAAGGAGAGGAAAAGCUGGUGUGACCCCCCGUCCCGCUGGGCCACGCUGUGGCUCUGAAGGUGCCCAGGGUCCUUAGGAGUGCUCACUUCUGUCACCUGAAGACACUUCCUUCUGGUUGUUGCUCUUUAAAAACAAAAUAAGCCCCUGAACGUGCUUGCAGGCCCGUUUGUGUGCCUGCAGUUGACGAAUUACCUUGACCAACAGGCCAAAGGCACAGAGCUCCAAAGCGUCAUCUUUCCUUAAAAUCCUGAGCGUUUACUAAAAAGGGACACGGCCUCUGGGUAUUUUAUGACAUUUGUAUUUCUUACAUUUUAAAUACCCUAACCACUCCCUUCAGUUUCUUCUUAAGGACAUUUACAUCUAAUUAUUUUCCAUGCAAGUCUUGUAGGACCCACAUUUUUGCUAGCUUUGGAAAUAGAUUUUUUUCAUUGCUCUUGUGAGGAUUUCCCCAUGUCAGUAAACAUUAACUUGCUAUUUCUUCCAUCUUUGCUUAUUUGAAACCCUGCUGCUUCUAGAUCUAUUUCUUUGCAUUUGUAUAACUUUGAAAUAAAUUCCUCAUCCCUUAGACUAAGAGAGUGGGCAUCUCUGAAAAUUGUUUUCUCCUUCAUAAUACCUAAAUUCUAGUUUGUCAAUGAAAUAUUUGUGUUUGGUUAACAAGCCUUAUUUAAGCCAUUAAGUUAAUAUAAUCUUCAUUACACUUGAAAAACCAGAGAACUGAAUUUUUUGUCAUUCCAAUAUGUAAGUUAACACUGCAGUCAAGUCUUAUGAUGAAAUUUCCAUGUAUCAAAUUGAAAGUAAAGCAAAAUAUGUUUAUUACUCAUAA
This is a messenger RNA of Mandrillus leucophaeus (drill), 3255 nucleotides long. It is a transcript of the gene FAM120B, whose product is annotated as family with sequence similarity 120B. The record is from RefSeq and is a predicted model, not a curated record. Gene Ontology annotation, cellular component: nucleus. Bases 216 to 944 code for a protein of 242 amino acids. The transcript is spliced from 9 exons. NCBI's taxonomy places the organism in Eukaryota, Metazoa, Chordata, Mammalia, Primates, Cercopithecidae.